This is a messenger RNA of Polypterus senegalus (gray bichir), 2124 nucleotides long. It is a transcript of the gene mchr1a, whose product is annotated as melanin-concentrating hormone receptor 1a. The transcript has 2 exons. The record is from RefSeq and is a predicted model, not a curated record. The coding region runs from base 72 to 1163 and encodes 363 amino acids. Lineage: Eukaryota; Metazoa; Chordata; Cladistia; Polypteriformes; Polypteridae. Gene Ontology annotation, molecular function: melanin-concentrating hormone receptor activity; neuropeptide binding. Gene Ontology annotation, cellular component: neuron projection; membrane. Gene Ontology annotation, biological process: neuropeptide signaling pathway.
CGACUUCCUUUCUUUGCAGGUGAACUCAAUUUAGAGGAUCCGAAUCUCGGAUUGUCUGGCUGUGGAACACAAUGACAGCUGCCAAUGCUUCCCUUCAUCUGUCUCCGCGAAACAACUCAUCUGGCAACCAAACAGAGAAGUAUGUUUCCUACAGCACCGUCAUCAUGCCCAGCAUUUUUGGCACCAUCUGCUUCUUGGGUAUUGUGGGCAACUGCAUUGUCAUUUACACCAUUGUAAAGAAGACAAAGUUUCGUGCCAAGCAGACAGUGCCGGACAUCUUCAUUUUCAACCUUGCUAUUGUGGACCUGCUGUUUCUCCUGGGCAUGCCUUUCCUCAUCCACCAACUCCUGGGAAAUGGUUCCUGGCGCUUUGGUGCUAUCAUGUGUACGAUGAUCACUGCCCUAGACACCAACAGCCAGAUGGUCAGCACCUAUAUUCUAACCGUGAUGACCGUCGAUCGCUACCUAGCUACCGUCUACCCUAUCCGAUCCUCGUAUGUACGCACGACAUCUGUGGCGACGAUCGUCAUCUGCUUGGUGUGGCUGCUCUCGUUGCUGACAAUCAUUCCAGUCUGGAUGUAUGCAGGUCUAAUGCCCCUUAAAGACGGGUCAGUAGGCUGUGCCCUCAUCUUGCCCAAUCCUGCCAUAGAUAUCUACUGGUUCACUCUCUACCAGUUUGCACUGGCUUUCGCGCUGCCUCUCAUCAUCAUCUGCGUGGCCUAUUUCAAGAUCAUGCAGCACAUGUCCACCACAGUGGCACCGCUUCCUCAACGAAGCCUCAGGGUACGCAACAGAAAGGUGACCCGAAUGGCUGUGGCCAUCUGCUUAGCUUUCUUUAUCUGCUGGGCUCCCUACUAUACUCUGCAACUUGUCCACCUCGGCAUUCAGAGGCCCUCCAUCGCCUUCUUUUAUGCCUAUAACAUUGCCAUCAGCUUGGGCUACGUCAACAGCUGCAUCAACCCCUUCCUGUACAUUGCGCUCAGCGAGACCUUCAAGCGUCAGUUCAUUGUGGCGAUCCAACCAGCUCACGAGCCCUUCCGGGUCAAUAACAGUACGACGGAAGCCAGCGUGAGCCUGAGGCUCGCACCCGAGUCCACACAACACUCGCAGGUCUCCAAGGAGGUCUCUCCGAACCUGCUGCCUCUGAGUGUAGCCGUUCCUUAAAAGAGAUGCCAAGCAGAAAACAUGAUAAGGCUUAAUGGACUGGAGAGAUGUGUAUCCAGCCAUCCUAGUCAUGAACUGGCUGCACAGCAGUGCCAGUCUAACCUGAUCACUCCUAGAAGAGGAGAGAAGUGAGCCUACAUCAUAAUAAAAAGGACGAGUGUGUCUCCAGAGAUGUGCCACCUGCCCCCAAGUAUCAUACCGAGAGAAUGAGAGGAUCAGCUCCAUCUCCACGAACAUGGUGGAGUGCUUCUCCAACAAGCUCCUAGGCCGACAAACCUUAGACAUGGGCACCCCUACCUGUCAAACACUGGGGUGGUCCACAGGCUGUGUUAGCAUCCAUCAACGGACAUUUCUUCUGUCAAACAGCAUCCUAUACUUGGUAUUUCUGCAUCCCAUGACCUCAAUUUCUUUUGCAUUUCUUUGAAAGGUUUUGCUUUUUUUUAUUUAUAUGGGACUCCUGAGAGAGAAGAAAAAAGAAAAAGAAAAAAAGUUAUAGCUCAAAGACUUUGAGAUUCUCUUGGUAACCAAUAAUGGCGACACUUAUGCUCUCCUCUAGUCAUUUCAGUUUCUUUCAAAGGCUGACUAAUUAGUUCAAGCAAUUUAUGUAAUCCCUUUGUAGCGUUCAAUUACGAAGAGAGGAAACAGAUUUAAUGAAAAUUUAGAUUUUUUUUUUUUCCCCCUUCUCCACUUCGUCCCUCAAUCCGUACAUUUCUAUAAUGACAAUGCUUCACUUUGAUCAAAAGCAUCCCGCUGUUUCAUGUAAGAGAACACCGUCCGCUAUUGAAAGAAUAUCAUAAUAUCGUGUGCUCUUUGCCGUGAAAGACUCCGGGCAGGAGUGACUCAUUAUUCUGCUUGUCAGGGCUGCAAUACGAGCAGAAGUAUAAAAGGUAAAUAAAGAUGAAGCCAAGAAAGGAAAGGGGGGGAGGCGGCAGGUUAUGGGGUUGUUUUAAGAUUUCAGAAC